This is a messenger RNA of Quercus lobata, 1089 nucleotides long. RefSeq lists its product as uncharacterized. The transcript has a single exon. Lineage: Eukaryota; Viridiplantae; Streptophyta; Magnoliopsida; Fagales; Fagaceae. Gene Ontology annotation, molecular function: nucleic acid binding. Bases 1 to 1089 code for a protein of 362 amino acids. The record is from RefSeq and is a predicted model, not a curated record.
AUGCAUAUCCCUAUCCCUAAAUCCUCUGGAUUGGAAGAUAAACUUUUGUGGAAACAUUCUACAUCUGGGGAGUACAGAGUUAACAAAGCUUAUUCUUUGAUCCAACAAGAUGGCCUCUCUGCAAUGGGACAUCACAGAGAUUUACCUCACUGGGUUUGGAAGCUCCUCUGGAAAAUUGAUCUUCCUUAUAAAAUUUUGUCUUUUAUAUGCAAAAUCCUUCAUAGGACUCUACCUAUGUUUGAGAUUCUAAAUAAGAGAGGCGUUAGAAACACUAACCUGUGUACUUUGUGUAAUGAAGAGGAAGAAUCUAUAGAUCAUCUGUUCUUGCAUUCCCCUUUUGCAAGGGCUGUCUGGCAUGGCUCUAAUCUGGAAGUUAGAACUUCAGAGUUAGUCCAUAGUUCAGUGGAUUACUGGCUUUCUGCUUCCAUCAUGCACAACAUUAACAGGGGGCAAGACAGAAUGUUUUUCCUUCAAUCUCUUUGCACCAUCCUUUGGAUGAUAUGGAACCAUAGACACAAGGUUCUCCAUCAAGGUAAGCUCCCAAAUCCUAUGGAGGUUAUUCUAACAGCUCAGUCCCUUGUAUGCAGGUAUCAGGAAGCUUUCCAGAACAAGCAAUCUCAGCACCCCAGGCCAAAUCAUUCCCCUCGGAUGUUUAUUAGCCCAGGAUGGCAGGUCAUAAUCAAGGGAGCAGCUUGGAGGAAUAGGAAAACUAAAAGAAGUGGAUGGGCUUAUGAAGUUAAAGCUACGGAUGGUUCUGUUUUACUUAAAGCAGGGGAGAGCAAUGGAAGGAAGUCUGCAUAUCAAUCAACUCAGGAAGCUCUUAUAGAAGCAAUUUGCAAGACUAAGGAGCUAGGAUUCUCAAAGAUGUUGAUUCUAUGCAAUUCCAAGAUGCUGACUCAAGUUUGCAGUAAAAGACGAAGACCAGCUUGGCAUGAGCAGACCUUUAUCUCGGAUUUGGAUCAACUGAACCUUCAGGGCGUUUCUGUGUCUUUCCUUUUUGUUCCAAAGGAAAUUAUUGCAGAUGUUUUGUAUAUGGCCCAUAUCACAACUGUAUUCCCAGUCCACUUUUGUAGGUUUGGCCUGACUUAA